This is a messenger RNA of Hydra vulgaris (swiftwater hydra), 2913 nucleotides long. NCBI's taxonomy places the organism in Eukaryota, Metazoa, Cnidaria, Hydrozoa, Anthoathecata, Hydridae. The record is from RefSeq and is a predicted model, not a curated record.
UGUUUAGUUUAAGUUUUCAUUCACUACAUGACACAUUUAUUAUAAACUGUUAAUAAUUUCUUAUAGCUAAAUAAUUAAAAAUAGUUAAAAUAACAUUAACUUUUCAGAAAGAAAUGGGUCCGAAAAAGAAUAAAAAUGCGCAUAUAAGUGAGAGUGUCAGACGACCAUUAUAUCUGUUAACAAACCCAAUUUCACAGCUACCAAAUACACAGCUUCCAACCAAUGGUAGUAUUUUAAGAUAUUAUCAAUAUCUAAUUUCAAGUAAGAAGAAAAGAUUUAUCAAAACACAAAUUAACAUGGCCUGUAAGAAGCAAAAAGGAACAAGAAACUUGGUAUGCAAAGAGAUUUUUGUGACCUUGAGGCGCAAUCAAACUGCUUAAUUAGACAAAUAGUCAACAUUUGGACCAAAGCAGGAUUUGAAGCAUACAUCAUUACAGAAUAUUCAAUUCUUGACAAUUUCAAGCUCUACACAAGAAGUAUCAAUUUUUGAAAAAAUGUGUUACUCUGAAAGAUAUCAAAGAUACUAGAGAAGAUAUUAAGAAUGAAUUCAUUUCAACAAUGGAACAUUUGUUUGACAUAGGCAAAGAUAACUUAGAGCAACUGAUGAGAAGUGACAAAAUAACACUAAGAACACCAGCUGCUAUUGAAGAAGACAUUUUUUUUAUAGACCAGCAAAUAGACAGGAAGUGGUUUAUUUCUAAGUCAGAUGAAGGGCUAGCUACCAUUAUUGAGAAACCCCAUGAAAGGUAUAAGAGACAAGAACAAUUGAGAAUGAAGUACCUAGAGGAGAAACAAGCUGAAGAAAGAUGUAAAUCAGCUCCUCCACCACUUGAUGAAAGUGAUGAAGACUUGACGCCAACUAAGAAAAGAUACAAGUUUGGUCCAGCCAAUUUGGAUAUGGAUAUGUUUGAUCCAACUUUGACAGAUCAAGAAGACUCAUUCGAAGGUAGUGAUGAUGACUUUGAAUAUAGUGCUGCUCGAGUUAAAACCCCAAAAAUCUUACCUAAAGGCUCAAUGCAAGUAAAUAAAAAGAUCACAAGAGAAGAACUGAUGGCAGUAACUACACCUAUUUGUGCUAGAGGGUUAAUCAGCAUUAAAAUACAAACCUGGCUGUUGUUGUCUGUUGUUAAUUACCUGGGAGAUGUUAAUCAGAUGGGCAUUUUUAAAUCCAGUAUUUCAAGAGAAAGUCAAAGGUUAUUUCAAUCAGAGAAAAUUAAAGAGAGAUAAUGGCUGGAAAACACCUUGUUCUCCACUGUGAUGGCAAGCUGUUAAAAUAUUUAGAUGAAAAUACCUUGCAAUCUGUCGUAAGAGAUAGUUGCUGUCAGUGUUACCAGCCCUGAUUUUGAAAAAUAAAAAUCUCUUACUUGGUGUUUUACCUGCAGAGUCUGACAAAGCUGUUGAUUAAAUAGAAAUUAUUCACAACUUACUUGAGUCCUUUGAAAUAUGCAAUGAAAUUUUCGCAAUUGUUGCAGAUACUACCAAUGGUUAUACAGGAGCUCAUGCAGGAAUUCUGACCAGAUUGUGCUAUAUUUUGGGAAAACCUGUUCUCUGGCUGUUAUGCAGACAUCACAUGUUUGAAAUAGCAAUACAUAGGGCAAUUGUAAUUGUCCUUGGAGUUACUGCUGCACCACAUCGACAGUUCUAAGAUUUCAAGAAGGACUGGGAAGUAUAUCACGCUAUAGCUCAAAAAGUUGACCUGUUUGAGUUUAAGAAAUUUGAUGAGAAGAAGCUGGAAGUUGAAUCUGAACUUCAUAAGCUUUACCUGGAUGCUCAGGAAUAUCUGAAGUUUGCUCUUAAUUACGAAGUGUUUCCAAGAGAUGAUUACAAUCAUCUAGUAAAGUAUGCUGCAUUUUAUUUAAAUGUCUUAUCACCAAAGCUGAAUGAUUUUGAAAUUCAUCAACCAGGAGCCAAUCACAAUGCUCAUUUCAUGGCUGACAGUCUUUACAAUUUAGCUUUUGUUAUGACAUCAGGCAGCUUCAUUUGAAAAUAGAUAGUGGUUGUUGAAGCAGUAUGAGUUUGAUGACACUAUCCAACUUUUGUGUGAUAUGCUUCAGUCAUCGAAUAUGACUUUGACACAUAAUGCAUCUUUUGCCAUAGCAAGAUUGUGUUGAAAUCUUCAAGUUGCAUGGCUCAAGUGUUAUUGUGGAUGGAUAUUUUGCAAGUACUAAUUUGCAAUGUUUUACUCAAGUGAAGGUGCAAAAUGUUCUUUAAAUGAAGUAGUGUUUAAUGACACUCCAGAAUCAGAUACGUGCUCUAACUAGUGAAGGAAAAAGAUUAGCAGCUUAUUUGACAGGAACAACAAAUACUCUUGAUUAUUUUGCACCCUCACCCCCUCAAUUACAUGUUCAUGGUAAAACAGAGAUUUCUAUUGAGUGGGAUCCUCCUAAAAAUCUUCUUGGCAGAUUAAAUUAUUAUGAACUUAGAAUGGAUAACAUGAUGUAAUUACAUCUGUAGGAAAUUCUUCCAGAUGUUAUUGGCUUUUGUGAAAAAUUACAAGACGUAGUUACUUCUAUCGAAAGAUGUUGUUAGGGGUCGUUGAUUUUCCAGAUGAUAUUGGACAGAUGUUAUUAGAGUAAUAAAAAUACAGAUGAUCUUGGACAAAAUUGCACAGAUGAUCUUGGACUAGUCCACAGAUGUUUUUGGAUAGGUGUAGUAAUCUUUUACCCAAAUUUCCAGAAUGCUUUCAAGAGAAAUAGAUGACAGAGAGCUUUUGAUCAUGUCUGUCACCAAUAGCUCUACCAGUUUAUUUUUUAAUCUUGUGUGAUUAUUAAUUUCUAUAAUCAGGGUUGGAAUCAAAUAUGUAUUUUUAUUUGAAGUUCUAUUUUUAUUUGGUAGUUAUAGGGUAAAUUGGCGUAUUUGUAUUCGUAUUGCAUUUGAUUUAAAAAUUUCUUAAAAAUUUUUAUUUGCAUUUGA